Podarcis lilfordi (Lilford's wall lizard) is the source of this 9837-nucleotide messenger RNA. Lineage: Eukaryota; Metazoa; Chordata; Lepidosauria; Squamata; Lacertidae. The record is from the annotation of a GenBank genome assembly.
AUGCCUGCCUUAGAAUCCCACGUCAUGACCUGGGACCUGCCUGAGUGAGAAACUUGCGGGGGAAGGCACCUCCUACCAAACACAGUGUGAGUGUUGCCUUUUGGAUCAUCCUCCAUGCCUCCUCCACCCUUUUUCUCACUGCUGCUGCUGCUGCCAGGAGCGACUCAGUAACCAGCACUGCUGCAUUUCUGGCAUUCCAUUCUAGAUGCCACAGAUGAGUGGAGGGUUUCGGAGGAAGAGAGACUAAAACAGACACCAACAAUUAGGCAACUCCAGGGCUUGGCAGACAAAGGUGCUACUGCCAGGCUGGAGGACGAAGACUUUUGUCCCUACUCUUUCCUCCAGAGAAAAGUUACAUUUUAACAGCAUUGGAAAAACAAAUCAUUGGCUUACAUUGGAGAAAAGCACGUGGCCUCACUUUGUCCUUGUGGUUUUGUUAUCUCUGGCAGCAGAUAAAGCUGGGUAAGUGCAUUUGAUUUGAUACAUUUUUAAAGGGACUGGCUCCUAUUGAACUGAUGGUGGCUGUUUAGCUUGCCGUCUACACGGUGAGUCAGAACAGCAUCCUUUUUCUGGUUCCUCUCUACCAUUGGGAUUACUCUAGGGCAGACUUCUGUAACUUGAUGUGCUCCAGAGGUUUUGGACUUACUUACAUCUGCCUCACCUAUAUUGUCUACUCCAGCAGAGCUGGUGCUGUGAGAGUUGUAACCCAAAAUAUCUGGGGCGUGUAUCAGGGUUUGGGAAGGCUGCUCUAGGGCUAGAUGCUGAAGCUUAGUUGAGAGAGAAAUAAGCAAACAGGGUGUCUAGAAUUUUCACAUGUAUAUUUCAACCUCUAACUCUUAUGUUCCAUAUUCUCUCCUGUUCCCUCUCUUAAGUAUUAAAAACGUAUCAUAUACAGCAAGGAUGACAAUCCGCUAAUGUCACAAUAUGUCGGAAAUUCUGGCAAAGAGGAAUGUACAAUUGGACCAGAAGAAAAUAUAGGAUUACACUUGAGCUGUGCAAUUACCUAUAUCUUUUUCCAUCCUAGUUCUGUGCAGGGCUUAAGCUAGAGUUCUCCAGAGCUUAGCACCAAAAUCAAGUUUCAAUGCCAGAACUCAGUCCUGAAACAUGUGAAGCUGUAAAGGUUAGAAUGCCUCUGAGCGUACACAGAGGGUCUUUGGUCACUAAUGAGUAAACACAUUUUGUCUGUGGACAUUUGGGAUUGGGGCAAAAGGCUUCAAGGUCAGAGACUGUACCUUUCAGGCAGGUUUAGGGAUGGCGCGCUAUGGUUGUGCAUUUCUUCACUGCCCCCAUUACAGACUCAGGAGAGAUCUGUGGGAUCACUUAUCUGUCUUUCAUGGAGAAGCAGGGAGGAACAGAAGGCAUUGCAAGUGUGUUCACUUUUUCUUAACUAGUCACAUUCUUUUUCCCCUCCUUGAGGAAACUGAGUAAGAUGCAUAGGACCAACAUGUGUCUGACUGGUAUGUGUGGAAAUAGUUGAAUGAUCUGACAUUGGGUUGGCUGUGUUUUCCUAACAGAAAGGUCAAAGAUUGUCUGUACCUUUAUGGAAUAUAAAAAAUUCUUACUUUUUUACAAUUAAAGCAUGCUUCAAGCAACUAAACUAAAAUAAUACAUAGCAAAGCAUUAAUUCCAUUCCUACUGGCAUUAGAAACAAGAAUUUUUGGUCAUACACCUUUAUAGUAAUGCUAUCGUUUUUAUCUGUAUUUCUAGCUUGCAGCACAAACUGUUUUUCAUCCUCACAACAGCCCUGGGAAAGGGAAUUGUUUAAUAGGUAGAGAGUGUCUGUCCCCUUGUUAUGUCCCUACAUGGCAUGUUAGAUUCCACCGUAUAAUAGGAUUGCCUACUUUAAUUGAUUUAAUCAGUACAAUUAACUGACUAAACUUUAACUGCAGAUUGAAAAUUGACUUCCUGUUAAUCACUGGGAAUAACAAUGAGCAAAUAUUACUGAAUUCACAGCAGUGAAAAGCCAUUCAGCCAUGGAUGCCCCACAAACUUGUUCUCCCAUCCCACUCUUUGUAAUCUCAUGAAUUUUCCUUCCAGUUUGUAUCCAAAGCUAGCAAAGAGGGACACUUUUAGAGUGGCAUCACAAAGGCUUAUGUUCUUAGUAGCAUUGAAGGCAACUGAAGAUUGCAGUCAAUGUCAAGGUGCCUUUAAACCUGAAUAUUUCAUAAUGCUGAUAGUUCUUGACCUCGUUUAGUUCUCGAAACCAUUGUGAUUCUGGUAUGCAACUGUUGUGGGAAGUAUCCCAUUUCCCUCAGAGUUUGAUGAAAAUUAAUAGUUUGCUUCUGUCAAGAUCCCUCAAAGGCAGUUUCAUUAAGGUUUUAUUAAUAUAGAUAUACUUUUAACCAGUUAAACAGCCAGGUGAUUAACAAUGCUAAUAAGUUGGCAGUUCUACCUGAUAACAUGCAGCAUUGAUGGCAGUCACUGAUGUCUGCACUAGUUUGUUCCAGCCUCCUAUUCCAGUACCUUUCAGUGUUCUUUGAAAGCUGCAGAUUGGUUUGUUGAUAGUGAUUCUUGGCCUCUGCACUAAUUUAAUUGAUUAAUGCUGGCAUCUCUGCUGAUAUAUGGUUGCAAAAGCUGUGAUGAUUAUUUGGCAGGAUGGCCUUUCUGCCAUAUUCAUGUGCUUCAAUAAAUAGUUUGUCAGGGUGUUUCUCCUAUAGCUUCCAGUGGCACAUGCACACAUUGUCCAUCGUAAAAGUAGUAAUUUGAUUUCCAGUUUGGUUUCCCACCUAUCCCAUACAAGUGGAAUCUUACUGGGCGGGGUCACUAAUUCCUGGAUUUCUCUGUGGAAAAAUGCAGAAUAGCAGACCUUCAUAAUACAGAAUAGCAGACCAUUUAUUUCAAUUGCUUUUCCCUUUUAAGUUUGCCCUACAGAUCUAGUAGUGUCCAUUGUGUAUAAUAUAUCACUCUUCACAGGAGCAAGGAGGAAUUAUAUCUGAGACUGAUGGGCCUCUCUGUCUCCUCUCAUAAGAACAUAAAGAGGAGCACUGUUAAACCAAGUCCAAACAUUAUUUACACCUCAUUUUCCAUUGUGGCCAAGCAGAACUCUAAGAGAAGCCAAGCAGGAGUAUGAUAGCCCUCUCCCAUUGUUGCUCCUUAAAGACUGAUAUACAGAGGCCCUUCCUUCACUUUCCAUGCCCCACCCAAACAGCCAUAUCAGUGUGUGUGUGUGUGUGUGUGUGUGUGUGUGUGUUUGCGCAUGCACACUGGGUGCCUAACACAGAGACAUUUUGUAAAAAUUCUAUGAUCUCCCAGAAAUUCUCUCUCUCUCUCUCUCUCUCUCUCUCUCUUCCCAAGAAGGAUAGAAGUAAUAUUUGAGUCCUAUCAAUUCUGCAAACAUGUAUUUAUUUUAUACAAUUAUAGCUUCAAUGACUUCUCUAAAGCAAUGUGGGGCAAUGUCAUUUGGAAAAAACGGUGAUAAUUACCUAUUAGCCGCAUUCCCUUGCAUGAGUCUUAAACCAAUGUAGGUUUGUUGUGCCUCAGAAGCAUGAGCAGCUUUUUCCUCUCAACAAUGGAAAAGGUACCUUUAAAGCCUUUGAUUAUAUAGAAAAUAGGUUUCUCCUGUAGCUAGCACCACACAUAACUAAUACCAUUAAACCCUCUUACCAACCCUCUACAGCUAAGUUUAGAAUUAAUGGCUAUGAAUUCAAAUUCAUUAAAAAAAUCUAGAGGUACUAAGAAGGCAUGCCCCACUGCCCUAUUAUUAUUUGUCCUCACUUUGGGACCUUUGGCAGCAGUGAUAAUAGUUAAUGCCAUUAUUAAAGGUCUUAAAAUAAAGGGGAAAGAACACCUAAUUAAUUUAUGGUUAUGGAAAUUAUGGUUAUUAUGCUGUUUGACCCAUUAGCUACAGCUCCCCACUUAAAACAACUAUUUGGAAAUUAUCAAAAAGUGGCAGGUUUGCAAAUUAUAAUAAAACUGCAUUUUAUAGCAUUCCUCCACUUAAAAUACACAAUAUAAUAAAUCAGGGAUUAAAAGUUCAAAUCACCUGAAACAUCUUUGGUUUUAGAGGUCAAUAUACACUUAGUAUACAACUCUUAUAAUGAAAAUAAGGGUAGGGGGAGGUAUGAUGUGGGAGGUAAGGGGCACACUACACGGGCAGUUAGUGACUGUAAGAAAACUAAAAUAUUUUUAAAGGUAGCAAAAUUUCAACCUGACUGUGAAAAUCCCCCCCCCCACUUCCCUUGGCCCAACUGAUUUGCUAAUAAUUGGGCUUGUUCUGGAUGUAGUGGAGUCUACUCAGACUGCUUGUCUAAGGUCAGUGGUAGUUCUCAUCCUGAGCCUAGGGGAGUUAGUGCAAACACACAGUCCCUCGUCUUGUCUUGGGCCCUGGUGCUGCUAGGAUUAAGAGUACGCCAUAUGUCUUGGUGAAAAUGGACACGGCUGCCAAGAUGAGCAAGCACUGGAAGUACGGAGGCUGGUGUGAGGCCUUUCCAUUUCUGCUGUCUCUGGGUGCCAGCCAGCCAGAGUCUUACGAGCCUUCCAAAUGAUAGCUUCCUUCCUCUCAAGUGUUGGGACCAUCCCAUUCUCCUGCCUGCUGUGCUUUCUUUGGGGAUCUGGCACAGGUGCCUUGACUUACACAAUCUUGGACUGGUUGGGCUUCUUUCCUUGCCAGUAUUUCUUCUGACUCUUCGGUCUGCUGUUGGAUGACUCCUGAUUGCAGCAACCUGUCUUGUCAGCAUUAUUGAGAUCAGACACAACAAAAAAUAAAGUUCUUCAAAGAGAUUUUCUUUUCUGUAUCUAGUUUCGCAUCUGAUUUGCUGCAGCCUUUUGCUUUAUUUAUUCAGAACCCUGUAAACUUGCUUUGCUUCUAAUUAAAAUGCAUCCUGAUGCACAUAAAAUGUUUACUGUAAAUUAAUACUGAAAUUCUUCAGUCUUCCCCAGGUGCUUGAUGCGACAUCUUUAUAGAGUGAUCACUUCAUUUGCUGCUAUUUUGGGUUGUGCUUUCAGUGAGCCUCAUAGAAGCAGCUACUCUCACAGCCUUAGUAGUUGAGAUAGAUAGGUGGGGGCAUGGAGUCAGGACAGCUGUUGAAGCUUGGGUGGGUGUGGCAAACCAGGUGCUGAAUUAAGUAGAGGAUCAGGAGAGACAAAGACACAGGCUGGUUCUGUGUAUAGUUUAUGGUCAUAGCGCUCUUCGCUGUCAUGCAUGCCUCAGUGACCUCCAGAUUAGAUUCUGUGGUGCAUUUUCUGUGGGACUGUGUUGCAGAUAGUCUAUAGACUUUGGUCUGCAGUGCACCUUCUUUAUUAGCUGGUGUUAGGUGGUCCAAAUGCAAACUACAGAGCCCUAUGCUCUCUGGUUUACAAGCCCCAAGCCUAGUGUUAGUAAAGCUCCUUUCUGCAGGUAUCUGCUGGGCGAUUGAGUUCCUCUUUGGAAACUAGGUUGCAUAGCCAAUCCUGCAGGCUUAAUAUUCAGUCCUGCUUUUUGCAGGGAUUGGCUGCGUGAUCCAAAUUUCUCACAGGGAACUAGGUUGUGCAGCCAAUCCAGUAGACUUGAACUCACCACCUAUCAGCUCAUAGGUUGUGAUUUCAACCCUUCUUUUUGUAGGGAUUACCUGCACGAUCAAGUUCGCCAUGCAGUCAAUCCAGCUGCAUUUCUACAUGAUUUCACAUAGGACGUGAACCAAAGGUUCCUCAAUCCUACUAUAAAACUCAGAAAGUGAGGUGGACAUUUGGGUUAAAAUAUGUGUUUGAAAAGGCAAGUUCCAGUUCAUUUUAUAACUUCUUAUUUUAUAUAUUCCGUCUACCCUUUCAUUAUAUUUCACCAGAUAUGUCAAUUUCACAAUAAGCAACACUUUCCAUAUUUCAUUUAACCAUUCAGCAAUGUAUGUUCUUUCAUAUGCUAGUCCCUUUGAUUCUUGCAGCUAUUAAGUUAAUUAGAAAGUUCUUGGAAAUCUUUUAUUACAGUGCAUCUUAUUACAAUGACACCAGUUGAGAUGAUAAAUGAUAGAAUGAAUGACUUGGAAUUUGUUCUUCCGUCUUAUAAAAUACUCUUGCUGUCUUACUGCUGUCUGUGGAUUUUUUUAAUCACCUUUUCUCAUCUUAAAACAUUUAAUCUGUGAACUGCCAUUAAAUCUUUGGGUGCAGGGCAGCAUACAAUUAUUAUUAUUAUUAAUAAUAAUUAUAAUUAUUAUUAUAAUUAAUAAUAAUAAUAAUAAACCAAACAAAAAUAAUACUCAGAGGAGUCCAAUUGAAAUUGACCUAAGAUAGUCAUUAAUUUUAAUUGCUCUACUCCAAGUGGAACUUAUAUUGGAUACAACCCAAUGCUAAGUAUGAGCGGUAUCUUCACAGCUGCUAUUCUUGCUUUCCAUGACAUUUAAAUAUUCUAUUAGCUUCUAUUUUUUAUUCACAAGCAAGUACUUUCACCUGUAUAAAUCUCCCAGUUUUAUCACUAGAUAUUUAUUUUCUUUUUUCUGUGGUGCUUGUAUCAUGUCUGACAUAAUGUUGCACAUUUGACUCCUAAUAUUAUGCCCCAGAAGAUUUCUUUUCAUUCAGCUUAUAACCAGGGCAUUUUUCAUAACAUUUAACUUUCUGUAAACUUGAGCCUUGCAGCUGAGUUCAUGUGCAUGUGGUAUCAUCCACAUAUAUUGCGAAUUUACAGUAUUGUGAAAUAUUGUGACAGGGCCUUCUCAGUGGUGGUUUCCCAUUUGUGGAAUGCUCUCCCUGGUGAGGUGUGUUGUUGACUUUUAGGAAGAAGUUAAAUGAAUUCUUGUUUCCCCAUACAACCCUGAAAUUACUGGUAAAACUGUGUUUUCUAAAUGUUCUUAGAAAAACAUGUUUAACUGUUUUUAAAAUGCUUUUAUACUACUCCAGGCUUCCUCAGACUCUGCCCUCCAGAUGUUUUUGGCCUACAGCUCCCAUGAUCCCUGGCUAGCAGGACCAUUGGUCAGGGAUGAUGGGAAUUGUAGUCUUGAAACAUCUGGAGGGCCGAGUUUGAGGAAGCCUGUACUACUCUGUUUUGUUCUUAGGUUUGCUGCCUGGGGCUUGUUGAGGAGAAAGAGCAAGAUAUAAGUUGUAUAAAUAAUAGAAAGGAUACGUGUGAACUUUAGAAUGGUUUCUGAAAAUUUACAACACACUGUUUUUUCCUGUGACAGAAAUUUGUAUUGUGCUUCUCCAUGCAUUAUUCAUGCAUCCUCUUGUGUCUUGAAAUCCGAGAACUUAUUCCGUGGAGUUUCCUAAAGUUAGUGCCUACAUUUGAAACUGGGCCUGGUGUGUCCUUGCUGGGUCAGUAGAGAGACAAAAGACUUGUUGAAUCUCUUCUUCUCUUCAGCUCAUGAGAGAUGCCUGUGUCUUGGGUUUCAAUGGGAAACUUGCCAUUCUUCCACUGACCUGGACUAUUUUGAGCCACAGGAUUUGCAAACUUCAGAGAAAUGUUGGCAGAUUGCCAGAAAGAGGAGGGGCUUGCAUGCCAGCUUCAGAUACUAGAAAACAUGGAAGGAGGUAGCUUUUUGACACUAACUAUACUGUCUUUGGUGAGAUUUAGUCAGAUGUGCCUCUGAGAUAUAUAUUAUUUUUAAAAAUCUGUUGUGAAACAACAGGCAGGACUUGCUGUCUUCUGAGCAAAGAAUCUUCUGAGGUUGCUAUUUUGCUACUGUAUGCCCAUCUUCUGUGUGUGCAGCAGGUAUAUUUGGAAACCUGACCAUGCAAGUGAGGAUGACCUUGAAGGAUUUCAAAGUCAGAGAUGAAAGAACAAGACUACCUGUCAGGGAACUACCUUUUCUUAAAAAUGUAGCAGGGUAUUGUUUUUCCUCUACGGGAUCGCACGCACCAGCUCUUAAUGGAGCUUCCAGCAAGUAUAUACUUUAUAUUAUUGUUUAAGAGGAAGUCUAGCUAAAGCGUUCUUCCAAGGAGUCAGUGGAAACAUUGCUUGUAAUUUUUUUCUGUGCCAUUCUGAGUGAUGCACUGUCCAUUCAGGAACGGAAUUAUAAAACACAUGGGGAAAGUCUGCACACCCACACUCACACACCAUCAAUCAUUGGUAGAUUGGGAAUGUAAUAAGUGAUAUAAGUGGAUUCUUGCACUGGUUUUUAUUGUAGUGUAGUAGCCUGUAGAUAGCAGUGGGAGAGGAACUGCAUUGCCACAGUAGCUGUAGGAACUUGAGUGCUCUUCACUUCUGACAGUAGCAACAUCCUGGAACAGAUGGCAGUGAGAGUGAACAGACAGCAGUGGACACAAUGGCUGAAGUAAUACUUCUCUUCACGUGGUGGAGGAAUUUGCUCCUCAUGGUCAAUGUCAUAAUCAUUCUACUUCAAAAAAGGUGAAAUGGCACAAUCUGGUAUCAGUGUUCUGCUGCCCACUUCAUUGGCAUGGGGGCUGGCAGGCAAGGGAAUGUGCUUGUGAAGAGAAACAACGUUUUGGGUAACUGGGCCUGUGUCUCUAGAUUGCUGCAUGCAGUUUGGCCCUUGGUUUGUGGGAAGAGGUUGUAAGAAGCAGGAGUUGCAGUAGGAAAAGUGCAGGGGGAGGGGGAAUAAAAAGAAGAAUGUGGAAGCUGAAGUUGGGCAUGUUUCUUGCAAGGGUGUUAAGCUGAUUUUCCAUCCAUCCAUCAAAUUAUUCUAACGCAGUGCAUAGAAAAUUAUCCUGUACACCCCCUUCACUGGGCUAUGGUAGCAAAGGGAGUGAUAGGAAGAACACAUCUGGAUUCCCCGUAAUCCAAUGGAUAGUGGUGGUGGUUUUUAAAAGUGGUGAGAAGUUCAAUAUGACUUUAUCAGAGUCAGUUUUUCCAUCUUUAUAGACCAUCUUUAAAGUGUUCAGCAACUGAUCUGCUUGUGUGGUGGGUUUCCAGAUUGUAGCGGGCAAAGUAAAAGACAAUUCGCCCUGGCAGUGCUUUCCUCAGUGCCCAUCAUGUCCUUUUGCCCAGCUUCAGCGGCUGCUUCUAUCAACCAAGACAGCCAAUCUCAAAGUGCAAUGCUGCCCAUGUGUCUCCUGUGUGUGUGUGUGUGUGGUGUAGUGGUUAAGAGCAGUAGUCUUGCAAUCUGGGGAACCGGGUUCGCGUCUCCGCUCCUCCACAUGCAGCUGCUGGGUGACCUUGGGCUAGUCACACUUCUUUGAAGUCUCUCAGCCCCACUCACCUCACAGAGUGUUUGUUGUGGGGGAGGAAGGGAAAGGAGAAUGUUAGCCGCUUUGAGACUCCUUUGGGUAGUGAUAAAGCGGGAUAUCAAAUCCAAACUCUUUUUCUUCUUGGCACAAAAAACCUCGCAGAGGAAGUUGUAGCUAUGCAGAUAAAUGUGGGUUGCUCUUGUUAAUAAGCAGGCACCUCCCUGGGAAGUUUUAGACUUCAAGGGAUGGGAGUUCAUUUCACAAUGUGCAUGUGGCAGAAUUGGAUGUGCCAAAGUGUUUCUUUCGGUGCUGACAAAUGGCAAGUUAAGAAAAUAGUUCACACUUAUUGACGUUGUAGCUAGUGUUCUACUCUGAGUAGACCCAUUAAAAACAAUUGAUAACCAACAUGGAUUUCCAUUAAUUUCUAUAGAAAUAAUUUAGCUUGGGGCAAGCCUUAAUCCCCCCCCCCCCAUUAAACAAAUAACACUCCGGACCUAAGCAAGGGCUGUCAACUAUAGUAGCAUAAUAACUAUGCUAACAUAGUAUUUUUUUUUACUGUGGAUCUAAUAGAGAAAACCCCCAGCAACCAUUAUCAUAUUUGUCAGGCAGAGAAGAUGUAAGAUAUCAUCAACAACUUUAAUUGAUGACAAUUCCCCAGGCACUUGAAUCAUGAAUUAUUUGCAAAUAGUUCCGUAUUGGGUUGGGAGUGUCUUAGUGCUGUUGGUAUUAUUAGCAUGCCUCCCAUACAAGGGUUUUUAUCUUCCCAGCAGGCUCUACAAGCCAAGGUGUGAAAGGCCAGUUGCCAGGUGA